UGUACCAAAAUUAUAACAAUUACAAAUGAAAGACCUUUUUUAUAUGAUUCCCGGAUUUGUUUCCCCAUUUAGAUGUAUAAAUAUUAAUAAGUAAUUACCUUCAUUUGUUCCUAAAUAUAAAAUCUUGUUAUAUAAUUAGAUUUCAAUGAUUCUUCUUCAUAAAGUAAUGAUAAACAGCCCAAUUUUAUGGUCAUUUGGAGAAUGAAUUUGAAAGCAGUGUUACCGCGAAAGUUUUUAUUUUUUAAAUGAGCCUUCCUUUUCCUUCUCAUUUCUUCGAAUUUUAUGACCUCUAUUUCUUAAUUUUUGUUUAUUGAAUUUAUAUAUUAUUAUUAUCAUUUCUUUAAUUAAUUAAUUACGAUCUCUUUUUUUAUUAUUUCUUCAUUGAAGUCAAUUAAGGAAUUACUAAAUGAUUAAUAAUUGUAACUUUAUGAUGAAGAAAUCACAUCUAAUUAAAUCUUUUUCAUGGUUCAUUUUUUUUAUGUUUUUAAUUAACGUAUCUUCCGCCUCAACUAUGUGCUAUGUCAUAGUUCGUGACGUUGCACACGUUGCAUUCGGAAAUUAUUUAUCUUUCACCAUUGGUUUACUGCUAACUUUCUUCUCAAAUCCUCCUGAUGACGAGGAAGGGUUUAUCGCUAAAUUAAAAAGAUUCGUAAUCCGAACUGCAGUAAUACAAUUUAUGGUAUUAUUGGCCCUUAUGACCUACAUGACGAUCAGAUUCUUCUCAUUAAAUGAUAAAAUCGUACCUAGCUUUAUCAAUAUAUGUUCCCUCAUAAUGUAUUCUUUAUGCGGUGUAAUUACUUUAACGCAGGUUAUAACUAAUAGACGUUGGCGUAAUAUUGUCCGAGGCUUUUUCUUUGUUCCGCUUUACGUUAUUCAAAUAAUUUUUCAAAUCUAUUUUAAAAUCAAUUUCUCACCCUCAGGAUAUAUGAUUGUAUUUCAAUGGAUUAGUAUUCUUUCUAUAUUGCUUGCAAUCCCGUUGUUUUUUAUUUGUAUCUUUAUAUUUAUUAUGAAGGAAAAAUUUCAUAAAGGCAGAUUAUUAUACAUAUUUAUAUACCCUUUUAUUUUUCAAAUUUAUUUACAUGUGGGAUAUGUUUGUUUCUUUUUAUAUUGUAAUGAGGGAUAUUUAUCUUCAGUAUUAUUGUUUUUCAGUAGUUUUGCUUUGAGUAAUGUUCUUCGUAGUGCCUAUUACCUAAUUUUUCCAAGAAAGAAAUUUCUUGAUUCAGAUAUCCCAUAAAGUGGGUUAAAUUCCUUACAGUCUAUUAAAAUAUAUAAUUACUAAUAUUCGGGAUUGUAACGUGUGAAAGUGCUAUUGUGCACGAAAUAUUUUUACAUUUGGAUCUUCACCAACUUCAAUGUAGUUUUAAAAUUGAUUACAUAUUUUAUUGAUAAUUAUUUAAAAUAAAGUUCGAAUGUUUUAAUGACGCAUUAUUUCUGCUAUGUACUGCAAGGAAGAUCGGAGGACUGACCCAUCGUAAAAUAUAAAACGGAA
Messenger RNA from Rhizophagus irregularis DAOM 181602=DAOM 197198, 1489 nucleotides. The record is from RefSeq and is a predicted model, not a curated record. NCBI's taxonomy places the organism in Eukaryota, Fungi, Glomeromycota, Glomeromycetes, Glomerales, Glomeraceae.